Arachis duranensis is the source of this 1618-nucleotide messenger RNA. RefSeq names its product chaperone protein dnaJ C76, chloroplastic. Lineage: Eukaryota; Viridiplantae; Streptophyta; Magnoliopsida; Fabales; Fabaceae. Bases 93 to 1448 code for a protein of 451 amino acids. The record is from RefSeq and is a predicted model, not a curated record. The transcript is spliced from 3 exons.
GCAAAGCAAAAUAUCUUGCACAGCCAUAAUAAUGAGACAGUGUGGCAUAGGAGGGGCUUAUCCUGUUGAGUAGCCGAAAUCAAAGGACGAAGAUGGCUAUGAGUGCUGCUGCAUCCACAUGGCUGAUUCCAUGUAUGGCAAGAACACAUGGAGAGCAGUUGAAGCUGCACAACAAGUAUAGUAGUAGUAGUAGUAGACAUAGCAGAAUAAGAUGCAAUUGCAAGGCAUCAUCGUGGAUGACGUCAGAGUUGGAUCUGUACGAUCUUCUUGGGAUUGAUAGCACAUCGGGUCAGUCAGAGGUGAAGACGGCCUACCGCUCUCUCCAGAAGCGGUGCCACCCGGACAUCGCGGGCCCUGCCGGCCAUGACAUGUCCAUCAUCCUCAAUCAAGCUUAUGCCAUUCUCUCCGACCCCAAUGCUCGCCUCGCAUAUGACAGGGAGCAAGCCAAGAUAUCAGAAUUCAAAGGCUUCACCGGCAGACCCCUGUACUCGGUAUGGCGGGGCUCCCAAACCGAGCAGCGGGCCAUCUUUGUCGACGAGAUCAAGUGCGUCGGCUGUCUAAAGUGCGCCCUCUUAGCUAACAACACCUUUGCUAUUGAAUCUGUUUAUGGCAGAGCAAGGGUUGUUGCUCAGUGGGCUGAUUCUCACCACAAAAUCCAAGACGCCAUUGAUUCCUGCCCUGUCAACUGCAUUUCGCUAGUUGAAAGGUCCAACCUUGCAGCUCUGGAGUUCUUGAUGUCCAAGCAACCGCGUGGCAACGUAAGAGUAGGCGCAGGUAACGCAGCUGGCGUUCGUGUCUCCAACAUAUUCGUGGAUGUGGACAAGUUUCAAAAAAGGUUCCAGGAAACAAUGGAUAAAGCUUCCAAGUGUUCAAAGGAAACAGACCUCCAAAGAGAAUCAAGAAUGUCAGCAAUUCAGGCAAUAAGAUCAAUUUCCAAUUGGUUAUACUGGCAAGCACCCAGCGCAUGUGGAAGCUCUGAAAAAAACAUGACAAGAGUCACAUAUCAAUUACCAGAACCGGAUAUCGGUAAGCUUAGAGAUGCGGCUGCAAGGAAGAAACUGAGGGAUCAAAUUCCACAAGCUUGCCACCGUCCUGAAGAGUAUUGGGCCCCAUCAACAUAUGCUCUUCCGUCUUCAACUACAACAACUGCUACUCCUCCAAGGCCAGCUGAGAAGCCUUCAGCUAUCAAGGGAAAGAUUGAAGAUGAGAACCAAAAUAGCCCAAUUAGAUGGGGAUUUCCAAUUGUUACUGCAUUGAUCGCGGUAGCUACGGUUCGAUUACAUGAAGCAGAGUCAGUUCCUGAGCUGAAACAACACAUAGGUGGUAAUCUGGCUUUGGAAAUUGUGAACAGUCCCUGGAUGCAGUAUAUACUGGCAGCAGCUACAUGGUAUAUGAUUGGAAUGGCAAUUGUAGAACUUGUUGCCAUUAUUGGCAAUGAAGAUAGAUAGAUAGAUAGAUACAAAGUCCAUAAUAAAUAGCCAAGAUUGAUUAGAACUAUAUACAUGUAAGUAGCAAGCAGUAAGGUAUCUGAAGAAACACAUGAACAUGAUCAUAGCAGAUGAUGUAUUAAAACUUUCAAGUUCUCUUUUAAGAAUAUCAUACUUCAACAAUUAUUUGA